This is a messenger RNA of Papaver somniferum (opium poppy), 1636 nucleotides long. RefSeq names its product vesicle-associated protein 4-1-like. Gene Ontology annotation, cellular component: plasma membrane; endoplasmic reticulum membrane. The coding region runs from base 397 to 1227 and encodes 276 amino acids. The transcript is spliced from 7 exons. Gene Ontology annotation, biological process: endoplasmic reticulum membrane organization. The record is from RefSeq and is a predicted model, not a curated record. NCBI's taxonomy places the organism in Eukaryota, Viridiplantae, Streptophyta, Magnoliopsida, Ranunculales, Papaveraceae.
AUCCAAUACACCCAUUUUAGUUAAACACAUUGAUGAAUGAUGAUUAUGAUUAGUACUAGUUACCAGUUGGUGUUAAAGAGAAAGAAAAGUUAAAGAGCAUUCUGAAAAAGUGAGAAAUUGGAGAGUAAGCACACAACACAACUGAGCAGCGGAGCGGACAUGAACUAGACCUAAUUAAGUACAGUGAAUUUCAUCUUUAAGAUCCGACCUGUCUCAUUAACCAUCCCACUCUCCCCACCACUUUCUCUUUCUUUCUUCAUUUUUCUCUCUUCCCUCUCCCCCUUGCCACCGCCAUCUCACCAAUCCAACAAAAAGGAUUUUGGAAGAAAAAACUGAUCUCAUGAGAGUGAAACCUUGAAAAUCUUCUUCACUUUGUAUUCUGAUUUUGAGUAAGAAAUGGCUAUUGCCGAUGAGAAAUCAAGUAAUGGGAAAGUAUGGAGUUUAUGUAAGAUGCCAUUUUGGCAAUCAGGAGGAAAUAAUAACAGUAAUGUAACUUCUUCAUCAACUUCUUCUUCCUCUACUUCACAACAACCACAACAUCAUCAUCAUCAUAACUAUAAUCAUAAUCAACAACAACAUGUUGUUGAAGGAUCAUCAAAUACUCAAUCAUCAAAUACAGUAAUUUCUGUUGCAAGAUCUUUAAUUCCUACUCGCCGUAGAUUGAGGCUAGAUCCAGCAACCAAACUCUAUUUCCCAUAUGAACCUGGUAAACAAGUAAGAAGUGCUAUAAAAAUUAAAAACACCUGCAAAUCCCAUGUAGCUUUCAAGUUUCAAACAACUGCGCCCAAGAGUUGUUUUAUGCGUCCACCAGGUGGAGUUCUUGCUCCUGGUGAAAGUAUUAUUGCAACUGUGUUCAAGUUUGUGGAGCACCCAGAGAACAAUGAGAAACCAGUUGAUCAAAAGAGCAGGGUCAAAUUUAAGAUAAUGAGUUUGAAGGUGACUGAGGGAAUAGACUAUGUGCCUGAGCUGUUUGAUGAGCAGAAGGAUCAAGUCGCGGUUGAGCAGAUCUUACGAGUUGUAUUCUUAGAUGUGGAUCGCCCUAGCCCUGCAAUGGAAAAACUAAAGCGUCAAUUAGCUGAGGCCGAGGCUGCACUUGAGGCACGGAAGAAACCACCAGAAGAAACUGGUCCACGUAUUGUUGGAGAAGGAUUAGUCAUAGAUGAAUGGAAAGAACGAAGAGAGAGGUAUCUUGCUCGCCAACAGGUUGAAGCUACUGAUUCGGUGUAAAUUGUUCGCAAGUGAUGAUGUUCUCUUUGGUCUAGGCUGAGAAGAUUUUCUUUAUUAUUGCGCAUGGAGAUAAUGAGGAAUGUGUCAUUUCUACUUCCUUCCCCCCUUUUGUUCUUCUUGUUGUUAUUAGGUUUAUUACAUAGCUGGGGAAGUGUAAUGUGUAAUUAAAGGGUUCAAGUGGCUGACAAUAACGUGUUUUGAGUUGACAAAGAUGUGAUCAAGAAAGAUGAACCUUAUACCUGAUGAUGAGAAUUUCAGAAAGAAAGAAAGAAAAAGAUGUCUGAUUCUCAGGGGUGUUAUAUGCCCCUUUCUACUUGUAGAUAGUGGGAUGUUUCAAUUUCUAUUCAAACAAAAAUAAAAUUCUUUUCUACGGUUAUUUAAAUCAACAAACGUAUUACCUCUUGUUUAA